CCCGGCGGGACGCUCGGAGCCGCCCCGAACUGCGCAGGGCGGUCAGGGGAGUCACACCCCAUGGGUUUGUGUGGUAAAUGAACUUCUUGGCCUAGAAGGGAAUUGAAAAAUGAUGGCUUCAUUCCAGCGCUCCAAUAGUCAUGACAAAGUAAGGAGAAUAGUUGCAGAGGAGGGUCGUACAGCAAGAAACCUAAUAGCUUGGAGUGUUCCACUAGAAAGCAAAGAUGAUGAUGGAAAAUCUAAAUGUCAAACUGGUGGAAAAUCAAAGAGGACAAUUCAAGGCACUCAUAAAACGACAAAACAGAACACUACAGUAGACUGUAAAAUAACGUCAUCUACAACUGGAGAUAAACACUUUGAUAAAAGUCCCACUAAAACAAGGCACCCUCGGAAAAUUGAUCUAAGAGCUCGAUACUGGGCAUUCCUUUUUGACAAUCUUCGCCGGGCUGUAGAUGAAAUCUAUGUAACUUGUGAAUCAGAUCAGAGUGUGGUGGAAUGUAAGGAGGUGCUAAUGAUGCUGGAUAAUUAUGUAAGAGAUUUCAAAGCGUUGAUUGACUGGAUUCAACUUCAGGAAAAGCUAGAGAAGACAGAUGCUCAAAGCAGACCAACUUCAUUGGCAUGGGAAGUAAAGAAGAUGUCCCCAGGACGUCAUGUGAUUCCAAGUCCGUCAACAGAUAGAAUAAGUGUAACGUCAAAUGCUCGAAGAAGCUUAAAUUUUGGGGGUUCACCUGGCACAGUGGCUGCUCCACGUCUGGCUCCCACAGGUGUCAGUUGGGCUGACAAGGUAAAGGCUCAUCAUACAGGCUCUACUGCUUCUUCGGAUGUAGCACCUGCCCAGUCUUGCCCACCAAUGACAGUGCAGAAGCCUUCCCGCAAAAAUGAACGGAAAGAUGCUGAAGGAUGGGAAACUGUUCAGAGAGGAAGGCCUGUUCGUUCACGAUCAACAGCAGUGGUGCCAAAAGUUUCAUUACCAACAGAAGCAUUAAGGUCAAAGGAUGACAGUGAUAAAGAAAAUGUACGUCUUCUACCUGACAAAAGUAUUCAGAAAGGUGAAUUUGUUGGAGGUGGACCUUCUAAUACUAUAGAAUCUCGGCUCAAAGACUCAUUACACUCAUGUGAUCAUCCUCUCGCAGAGAGAACCCAGUUCACAGUGAGUACACUGGAUGAUGUCAAGAACUCUGGCAGUAGUUUCUUACAAGACAAUUCUGUGCAAACUUCUGAAAUACCUGCCGUUCACAUUGAUAUAGAGUGUGUUUCAGUUACUCAGCAAGCUGACACACCUUUGCAAGCAAGUGAAGACAAAUUUUCAGAAGAGAAUGAAAGAAUAGAAAGUGAAAUGGAUCCUUCAGAUAUUUCAAAUGUGAGUGCUGCUAACUUGUCUAUGGCAGAAGUUCUUGCUAAAAAGGAAGAGCUAGCAGAUCGUCUAGAAAAGGCCAAUGAAGAAGCCAUUGCUAGUGCUAUUGCUGAAGAGGAACAGUUAACUAGAGAAAUUGAAGCUGAAGAAAACAAUGAUAUCAAUAUUGAAACUGACAACGACAGUGAUUUUUCUGCCAGCAUGGGCAGUGGAAGUGUAUCUUUCUGUGGUAUGUCUAUGGAUUGGAACGAUGUCCUUGCAGAUUAUGAAGCUCGUGAAUCUUGGCGCCAAAAUACAUCCUGGGGGGAUAUUGUAGAGGAGGAACCUGCUAGACCUCCAGGACAUGGAAUUCACAUGCAUGAAAAACUUUCCUCACCAUCUCGUAAAAGAACAAUUGCAGAAUCUAAGAAGAAACAUGAAGAAAAACAAAUGAAAGCACAGCAGCUAAGGGAAAAGUUACGUGAAGAGAAAACAUUAAAGCUUCAGAAAUUGUUAGAAAGGGAGAAAGAUGUCCGGAAGUGGAAAGAAGAGUUACUAGACCAACGACGUAGGAUGAUGGAAGAGAAAUUACUUCAUGCUGAAUUUAAACGAGAGGUGCAAUUACAAGCAAUUGUUAAAAAAGCACAAGAGGAAGAAGCUAAGGUAAACGAAAUUGCCUUUAUAAAUACCCUCGAAGCCCAGAACAAACGCCAUGAUGUUUUAUCAAAAUUGAAGGAAUAUGAGCAGAGGCUUAAUGAGUUACAGGAAGAGCGUCAGCGAAGACAGGAAGAAAAGCAAGCACGUGAUGAAGCUGUUCAGGAACGUAAGAGAGCUCUAGAAGCAGAACGGCAGGCCCGUGUAGAAGAAUUGUUAAUGAAGAGGAAAGAACAAGAAGCCCGAAUUGAGCAACAGAGGCAAGAAAAGGAAAAAGCCCGGGAAGAUGCUGCCCGGGAAAGAGCUAGAGACAGGGAAGAACGAUUGGCAGCACUCACAGCUGCUCAACAAGAAGCUAUGGAAGAGCUACAGAAAAAAAUUCAGCUCAAGCAUGAUGAAAGCAUUAGAAGGCACAUGGAACAGAUUGAGCAGAGAAAAGAAAAAGCUGCUGAGUUAAGCAGUGGACGACAUGCAAAUACUGAUUAUGCCCCCAAAUUGACCCCUUAUGAAAGAAAGAAGCAGUGUUCUCUCUGCAAUGUCCCGAUCUCUUCAGAGGUGUAUCUUUUUAGCCACAUUAAAGGAAAAAAACACCAGCAAGCUGUGAGAGAAAAUAGCAGCAUCCAAGGGCGUGAACUUUCAGAUGAGGAAGUGGAGCACCUUUCCUUAAAGAAGUAUAUUAUUGACAUUGUGGUUGAAAGUGCAGCUCCACCAGAGCCUUUGAAAGAUGGAGAAGAGCGGCAAAAAAACAAAAAAAAAGCCAAAAAGAUAAAAGCCCGGAUGAACUUCAGGGCCAAGGAAUACGAGAGUUUAUUGGAAACAAAAAUUUCUGGCUCAGACUCACCCUAUAAAGCAAAGCUUCAGCGAUUAGCCAAAGAUCUUCUAAAACAACUACAAGUACAAGACAGUGGCUCAUGGGCAAACAAUAAGGUUUCUGCUUUAGAUCGUACCCUUGGUGAGGUCGCUAGAAUAUUGGAAAAAGAGAAUGUGGCAGAUCAGAUUGCAUUUCAAGUUGCUGGUGGAUUAACAGCCCUUGAACACAUUCUUCAAGUAGUGGUCCCAGUCACAAAUGUGAACACAGUUUCACGAAUUCCUCCUAAGUCUCUCUGCAAUGCAAUCAAUGUUUACAACCUCACCUGCAAUAACUGUUCAGAAAACUGCACUGAUGUUCUGUUUAGUAACAAGAUUACCUUCUUAAUGGACCUCCUCAUACACCAGUUGACGGUUUAUGUUCCAGAUGAAAAUAAUGCUAUUUUGGGAAGAAAUACAAAUAAGCAAGUUUUCGAAGGCUUGACAACUGGACUUCUCAAAGUCAGUGCUGUGGUUUUUGGCUGCCUGAUUGCCAAUCGACCAGAUGGAAACAGCCAGCCAAUUACACCAAAAAUAUCAACACAGGAAAUGAAAAGCAAACCCUCACAAGGUGAUGCUUUUAACAGUCGAGUUCAGGACCUCAUCAGCUACGUGGUGAACAUUGGUCUGAUCGACAAGCUUUGUGGCUGCUUCCUCUCGGUGCAAGGCCCGGUGGAUGAGAAUCCCAAAACAGCCACAUUUCUGCAGCAUGCCGCAGGGCUCUUACACGGAAUGUGCACGCUGUGCUUUGCUGUCACCGGAAGGUCACACAGCAUAUUUGACAAUAAUCGCCAGGAUCCCACAGGACUGACAGCUGCUCUUCAGGCCACAGACCUGGCUGGAGUUCUGCAUAUGCUCUACUGUGUCCUCUUCCAUGGCACAAUCUCGGACCCCGGCACUUCUAGUCCCAAGGAGAGUUACGCUCAGAACACAGUCCAAGUGGCCAUUCAGAGUUUACGUUUCUUCAACAGCUUUGCAGCUCUUGACCUGCCUGCUUUUCAGUCUAUUGUAGGGGCAGAGGGCUUGUCCCUUGCAUUCCGGCACAUCGCCAGCUCCCUACUGGGCCACUGCAGCCACGUCUCCUGCGAAAGCCUCCUUCAUGAGGUCAUCGUCUGUGUGGGCUACUUCACUGUCAACCACCCAGAUAACCAGGUCAUCGUGCAGUCCGGCCGCCACCCCACGGUGCUGCAGAAGCUUUGCCAGUUGCCCUUCCAGUAUUUCAGUGACCCACGGCUGAUCAAAGUGCUGUUCCCUUCACUUAUCGCUGCUUGUUACAACAAUCUUCAGAACAAGAUCAUUCUGGAGCAGGAGAUGAGCUGUGUUCUACUGGCCACGUUCAUUCAGGAUUUUGCACAGACUCCAGGUCAGGCAGAUACCCAGUCUUAUCAGCCCAAAGGAAAAUGCCUUGGUUCCCAAGACUAUCUUGAGCUGGCUAACAGAUUUCCUCAGCAGGCCUGGGAAGAAGCUCGACAGUUUUUCUUAAAAAAAGAGAAAAAAUAAAUGUUUUGGUUGGUUGUAUAUUUGAGUACCCUCAUUAAUAUUUUAAAUUGAUCAAACA
This is a messenger RNA of Lagenorhynchus albirostris (white-beaked dolphin), 4391 nucleotides long. RefSeq names its product S-phase cyclin A associated protein in the ER (gene SCAPER). The record is from RefSeq and is a predicted model, not a curated record. Gene Ontology annotation, molecular function: nucleic acid binding; zinc ion binding. Lineage: Eukaryota; Metazoa; Chordata; Mammalia; Artiodactyla; Delphinidae. The transcript is spliced from 32 exons. The coding region runs from base 110 to 4333 and encodes 1407 amino acids.